CUGUGUGGACCAUAGGCAAUAUUGGUCAUGAACAAGGGCAGCUAAAGUGGGCUAUGAUUGGAGCUUUUAUUACGUUACCUAUCUCACUUUUACAUCCACCUGUUGCAAACUGGAGUGUGAUAUGUUCUUCUUUGCUGUUUAAUAUGAAUGCAAAAGAGUGGCGAAGGACACCCCAUCCCAAUACUCAUUUUUGCAAAAGAAUGAUGGUUUUGACAAUGAGUUGUUUACUAAUGAGCAGUUUGUGGGCCUCAGCAUUAUAUUUCAACGCAACAGUAACAGACAAACAAGGAGAGCCAUCAAACUGAGAGAUGCUGCCAAG
This is a messenger RNA of Cherax quadricarinatus, 319 nucleotides long. The record is from RefSeq and is a predicted model, not a curated record. NCBI's taxonomy places the organism in Eukaryota, Metazoa, Arthropoda, Malacostraca, Decapoda, Parastacidae.